Messenger RNA from Paramuricea clavata, 9537 nucleotides. The record is from the annotation of a GenBank genome assembly. NCBI's taxonomy places the organism in Eukaryota, Metazoa, Cnidaria, Anthozoa, Malacalcyonacea, Plexauridae.
CGUGGCGGGAAAAGUGAGUGGAAAAAUAUUGGAUGUAAACAAGGAGUAACUGUUGUAUAUGAAAAAAUUGACAUUUAUUUACAAUUUCACAAUGAAAUACAGAUGGAAUUAGCUUAAAGUCCUCCAUGUGGAGCUUAAAACGAGAUGGACAAGGUAAAUUAUGUUCAUUAUUGCAUAGAAUUAAUUGGUUUCAGUAUAUUUAGCACUAUGCACCUAUCAAUGUUAAGCCCCAGAGGGGGGGGGGGGUCGGGCAUAGGUGGGGCAUUUGACUUUUUGAGCAAAUUUUCAAUCAAAUGCCCCACCGUCGGGCAAUAAAUAUCGGUCAAAUGCCCCACUAUUUUGCAAUAAAUUGCAAUAAAUACUAUAUUAAUAAAGGUUAAUUGGUUCAAAUUGCCCCAACUUGGGGCCAAAAUGCUGAUCAAAAUCCCCAGGGUGGGGAUGCAAUUGAUGAUCAAAUACCCCACAUAUGCCCGACCCCCCCCCCCUCUGGGGGUUAACAUUGAUAGGUGCACUAUAAAUGCAGCAUUGGUUAAUAGAUGGUGGAUUGCUACAGUGGCAAUAUAAUAAGUGCUUGUGUAAAAUUAACACUUGUGGAAACAGUAUGCUUUGUGGACCUGAGACUUUCAAAUGCCACAUUGUUUUAACUCACCCCCCCCCCCCUCUGUUUGCCCUCUGGGGAGAACAGGGAGAACUCUUAAUAUUGGUGUGCCUUCCCCACAGCCCCCAAUCACAAAAUUUCCCAAUAUAAUUAUUUUUAGGCUCACAAAAUGAGAAAUUGUAUUACCUCACUGUUGGAGAACAUUUAGUUGGGCGGAAAGGUAUAUAUACAGUAUAGGCACUGAGUUGCCAGUUAUGAUUAAUCCAUUAAAUUGCAUUGCCUGUAAUGCACCCUACUUUAUCACAGUAUUUUACUCUUUCUAAUGUCAGAUGAUUGUCUUGAUGAUACUUGUCAAUGGGAAAGCACUGGCAUUAAAAUAAUUUGCAUUUUGUUGAGGGCUCUUUAACAAUUUUAGAUUGCCAAAUUCAAAUAGCAGGAGACCAAUCUGUGAGCAGGAAACAUGCCUGGAUCACAGUCUCUCAGAGUGGAGCUGCUACAGUUAGUACUUUCUUAGUCUAAAAUUUAUAUCCUAAUUGGUAUGGCGGGGCUGGGCCUGCUGGGGUCCACCCUAGCAACAUACAACAACUCCCCCGCCAAUGGACCUUUCCCCUUAUAACUAAAAUUUUGAUCUAGAAAAGUCGAGACAAAAAUUUCAACACAGCUCGAAAGAGCAUCACAAAAUUAGUAAUAUUCCGAAGUUUCGUUGCGAAAUGUUGUAAAAUGCAGAUAAUAUAGCCCUGCGAAAUUUGCAAUUUUCAGUCAUUUUGUAGUACAAACAGGACAUUGCUGCCCCAACACCUGAUUGGGCUGUCAAUUUCCCGUUUGUAAUACAAAAUUACUGAAAAAUGGCAAGUUUCGAAAGGCUAUAUUAUCCGCAUUUUACAACAUUUCGCAAUGAAAUUUUGGAAUAUUACUAAUUUUGUGAUGCUCUUUCAAGCUGUGAUGAAAUUUUUGUCUAGAUCAAAAUUUUAGUUAUAAGGGGAAAGGUCCAUUAAAAAUUAAAGAAUUGCUAACAAACUUGCAAUAGAUUUCUGCCAUCUACCACCUCUCGAAAAUUUGCACCUGGCAUCUUAUAAUCAGACAUUUUUAUGAAGUGAAUUUAUAUAUCCACUAGAAACUUAUUGCUGCUGGUUUUAGGCUCAAGUUUCAUUGAAAGAUGUUUCAAAGUUUGGGUGUUCAGUCAAUGGUAUUAAAUGUCAAAAUUCUGUGGAAGUCAUUGUGAAACAUGAUGACAAAAUUACAUUUGGGACACAGAAUAGCUCAUACAGGUAUAUACAGAGAAUUAUUUGAUCAGUAAUACAGUGGUGUAGUCCUACCAUUUUAUCCAACCCAAAGCACCCCCCACCCCCCCAAUACACCCCUGCAGUAAUAUAUUUCUUGUUAUUAAUAUGUUCGUUGUAAUACUGUACAAAUCAGAAUAACAAAGUUUGGGUCUGAAAUAUAUCAUGAAUAUCCACCCCACAAUAACAUGAUUGCUGCAUACAUUCCUUCAAGUGACGUAUUGUCACACACCCCUGAAAAAAAAUUAUUCCCCCCCCCCUGAAAUAACAUGUUGUCUCUCCCCCCUCUUGAAAUAACAUGAUUUUUGCACUUUUCAUAAAUAACUUAUUAUUACAAAGAAAUGAUUACUACCCCAAAGAACAUGUUGUCACACCCUUGAAAUAAGAUGCACCAUUUCCUCACAGGUUGAAAUAUGAACCACUUGUGGUGUUUGCAUCGUGUUUGGACAAUGCAAAGAAAAAGAAUUUGAAAUCUCAAUUAAGCAAAUUGGGUAAGCUUAAGUACAGGGGGCGGUUGUACGAAAAUGCUAUCCACCAGAUAGCGUUUUUUCAAGCUUCCUAAAAUUGUCCAUUGAUUGGUAUAACCAGCUAUGGACGAAAUUUUGAUCAAGGCAAGAAGAACGAAAUCCAACACCACGCCUAGAAAGAGCAUCUUAAAAUUAGUAAAAUUGCAAAGUUUGGUUGCAAAAUGUUGUAAAAUGAGGAAAAUAUAGCUCUGUGAAGGUCGCAAAUUUUGUAUAUAUUUGUAUUACGCGUGGGACGUUUUUUGAGCAGAAAGUGGUUAUUUUUACCGUGUGGUGUUGGAUUUCGUUCUUGUCUGUAUCAAAAUUUUGUCCAUAUCUGGAAUCAUCCAUUGUGAAGUCCAUGACCAUUGACCAUGUCCAUAAUUUUACAGGUUCUCAAGCAUUUUUGUAACAGUUGACAAAAAUCACUAUCUGUAAGGUUAGUUAGCAGUGGUCAGUACUGAAUUACUUCAUUUCAUUAGGUGGUUAUAUGGUAAAUGAAUGGCAGAAAGGAUGUUCACAUCUUGUCAUGGAGGCACUCAGUUUCACUGUCAAGGUGAUAUAUGCUCUUGUCACUUGCUCUCCAAUUGUGAUGCCAUCAUUCUUUGAUGAUCUUGUUAAAGCUGUUGACUCCAAAUUAGAAUUACCAUUGCCUGAAAAGUAAGUUCAUUUAUAUAUAUGUUUUGUAAAUUCUCUAGCUUUAUUUCAGAAUGAUAGAUUUUUGUUAUCACUUUCAGGUAUAUGCCUCCAAUAAAAGAAGAUCUUAUUGAUCCUAAAGUUGUCUCAUUCCAUCCUAACGAAGGAAGAAAAUCUGUUUUUGCUGGAAAGUUGUUUUUGUUCCUGGAGAAAAAGCAGGCAAGUUUAACCAUUUAAGUGGGAAUACUCCCCGAUAUGCCUUACUUAUGUUUCAAUGUAUUGUCAUCUCUUCAGCUUAAAAGGCUUGAGCAUGCAAUCACGUUGGCUAGUGGCAAAGCGUUGUUAAAGGAAACUGGUGACAUAUCUGGCAAUGAUGACAAUAUGUUGACUGAUCAAAACACUUUAGUUAUGUCUGUGGAUUUGAAAUCAGGAAUUUCAGAGGCGAAAGAAACAUGGAUAGGUCACGUUGGCGAUAUUUUGAAAAGGUUGGUCACCUACUGCUGAGUGGAUAGUGCAUGUGCCUAAUGCACGUUAUGCACCUUUGUUGAGAGCUUCAAACAGUGGUGGAUCCAGCAAAGGAUUUUGGAAGUGCUAACCAAUGGCGAAACGAGCGCCAAAGGCGCGAGAUUUCUAUGGGGGUCCGGGGGCAUACUCCUCCGGAAAAUUUUUAAAAUUUGGGUCUCUGAAAUGGCAUUUCCAGCAUUCUGAGAAAACAUUCUGGAAAAUUUUUAGAUUGUCAAAACAUUUCAAAAUUCAGAAUAUUUAAUAUUGGCUAUUCCGCUAUUGUCAACUAGUGAUACCCAACUGAAUUCCUUAACAUAAGUUGGUUAAAAUUAGGAUAAACGUCAUUUUUGCACCCCCCCCCCCAUGCACCCCUGUUGACCAGAGCCUGAGGGGGGGGGGGUGCGCACCCCCCUGCACCCCUCCCCUAAAUACACCACUGGCUUCAAGUUGACCAAACACACAGGGUGCGAUAAUUCGCGUACUAUUUACGUACCAGAGGUACGCGAAUAUUACGGUCUGCCAGACCGUGGGUCUGGAUCUUGAAUCUUCUGGGGGUUUUUAUGGUCAAGUACCGCUAGGUACGUUAGACUGUCACUAUCUGCAUACUUACAUUUUGCUGGUACCAUAUGACCAGCAACCUUUCCAAGUUAUUGAUCAAUUUACCGAUUAUCCGAAAUCUCCAACGUAGCAUAAAACAUGAUUGAAUUGAUGAGAUGAGCUGGGACUAAGGAAUGACGGAGUCAAUCGUAGUGUUUGAAUUUGCAAUUGCGCUCCUUGUUCCAAAAUCGUAGUUUCAGAUCACUGAAUACCUUUUCAUACCUUAGAGCUAUCCAGUAUAAACCAAACUUGUAGAUAGGUCAUCACACAUUGACCAGUCUGAUUGGAUAUUAAGUUACAUUAUUGGAUUUUUCUUUGUAGCGUUAACAGAAGGCCUAUUGCGGAGACUGAAGUGGGUUUGGCCAUACUUCACGUGUCUUUGGAAGAAUAUUGUAAUCCCAGUGUAAAUCAUGGUUCGUAAUUGUAUCUACAAAUCUUAACAUUAACACUCCAGAACCAAAGGUUGAUGAAAAUAAUUUUUGUUUGUAGUUCCGAGAAUCGCGAAACAAGUCGUAUCCAAGAGCAUUAGUACUAUGGAAGAAAUGUCACAAAGAAUGAAUGAAUCACAGAAUGUCUCCAUAAGCCAAAUUCCUGAAAAGGUCGUUUGCCUAUUACUUGAUAAUUCUCCAAAUUAAAGUUUCACUAUUCAAGAAUCUCAAGUAUUUUUCAUAGUAAUUCCUUACAUCAAUUACCCUUUAGAAACCAUUUUCGCUCAGAAGUGAUCAUCCUAAACCAAGCACGACAGUAACUACUCCUCAGGACACCAGAAAGAGGUGUGUGAUCUGACAAGAAUAAUACCAGUGUUGAGAAACAGACUUCCAUUUUGGUGGGGGUGUCCUAUAGUUUAUAGUGUAAUACCCUUCACUUCUUUAGCGGGAGGUUCGAGGUGUUCCUGCGAUGCUACAUGAAAGAAAGAGUGCUUCCAGUUUGACUCUACUAAACAUUGCUGGUUGUCUCCAGUUUGCUCAUAUAGUAACACUGGACCAGUAAGGGAGUAUCGUUACUCGAUUUCUAGGAACAGUUUAGAACUGAUAGUGCUAUCCAGUAUACAGGUUAGUUUAGUUUUAAUUAUUAUUGAAAAUCUUCCUUUUCAGAUCUCGCCAUGGUUCCGUCGAGUCCCAACCGUUUGCCUUUGAGACUCCGCAAUCCAGUAACGUGGAAUCUAAACGUCGAAAGAUAUCACCAACGGACGUCACCCAUGUCUCACAAACACCAGAAUCAGAAUUUAAAACUCCUGGUGUCCCAAAAGGACUAUCACCGACCCCAAAACAACAGCGUACGUCCCCGACUGACCGGGAAUCUCGUGAAAUCCUCUCCAUUUCCAAAACAGAUAUAACGCAUAUCUCGCAGAGCGAAAACUAUCAGUUAGAAGAUCAUUCAGAAAGCCCCGUCGUUGGCCAAAAACGUAAAGCUACACCUAAAAACGAUAUUUUCCAAAGCCAAGAAUCGCAACAUGAAGAAAAACCGAAAGGUAGCCCGGGUGGAAAGAAAUUAAGAUUGACUCGCUCGAACGCUGAUGUAACCCAUAUUUCUCAAAGCCAAGAACCGCAACGCGAAGAAAAACCGACAGGUAGCCCAAUGAACAGCCCGGGUGGAAAGAAAUUAAGAUUGACUCGCUCAAACGCUGAUGUAACCCAUAUUUUCCAAAGCCAAGAAUCGCAACGCGAAGAAAAACCGAAAGGUAGCCCAAUGAACAGCCCGGGUGGAAAGAAAUUAAGAUUGACUCGCUCAAACGCUGAUGUAACCCAUAUUUCCCAAAGCCAAGAAUCACAACGCGAAGAAAAACCGAAAGGUAGCCCAAUGAGUAGCCCGGGUGGAAAGAAAUUAAGAUUGACUCGCUCGAACGCUGAUGUAACGCAUGUGUCGCAAUCUCAACUCUCUCAAAAGGAGGAAAAAUCACCUACGGAAAAACCAAAUGAAAAGAAUCCACGCGAAAUAACCCAUACUCCACAAAGCCAGAAGUCACAGGUGAAACAAUCUGGUACUGCAUUAAACAACAAUCAAAGACCUAAACGAAAUGCCUCUGAGGAAGAAGAUACUGUUAUUCCUGAAAGCCAGACCUCUCCGAUACAGGUGAAAGUUAAAGAAACACCUUCUCCAGAAAUCUCUUUUACGUCAAAAAGGCGGAAGAUAAGUUCACCAGAUUUGACUCAUGUCUUUGAUACUGAACGAUCAGUUAACGUAGAACCACAGCGUUCAAGCAGUGUAAGUUCACCCAGGACUGGACAAGUAAACCUCCAUGACUCUAUAUCAACUUGUGUUGAGAAUAUUGCUAGUACGGGUUUCUCAGAUCAUCGAACUUCUGUUCAGAAUUUGUCUAGCAUCAAGUCAAGUGUUUCCCCACCAGGUUCUGGCUGGAUGUCAAAGAAAUCGUUUAGUAUGAAGAAAGAGAAGUCAGAAAUGAAUCAGAGUGAGAACAGGACAAAUAUUGACGGUGCUAUCGAAGAUUUAGGUGAACCAAGUUCUAGGAGGGGUUUUCAAGAAAGUCAAGGAUUUUUAUCAAACCAAGAGCAACACACGGUAGGGUUGCUAUCAAUAUUAGCGAGGUUCAGAUUUGACGUCCACUACCGUUACCAUUAAGGAACCAUUAGCCAAUCAUAUGCGUUUGAUAUAUCCGAUCAACCAAUCAGGUGUGUAGUAAGAGACGUCAGGGCCUUUUUUAACAUACAAGCUGGGGGAACAAAUGCCCAGCCCCCUUGUGCCCCCCCCCCCACGAAAUCACAUCCGAACCUCUCUAAAUAUCUAACCUCAGGGAUAGAUUUGCCAGUGAGAUUCGGGAGGCGUUUCUGAAAAAUUAGGCAACCUUAUUUUCUUAGUUGCCUAACACCAGCGUAGCCUUUUGAUCUCCUACCAGAACAAGCUGAAUGCAUCCCUGUUGAACAUGAAAAUAAUUUCACUAAGAUCACGGCCUUCUUGAUAAAUUUUCCGCAGCACAGUAAAUGUGACAUAGCGCUCAGCACUACCUUGUAAUUUUACUGUAGUGGAUAUUCUAAAAUAAACGAGAUUGAUGUCGAACGUUUGCUCUGCUUUUAGCCUCCUGAAGAAAUAGCCGUAAAGAAAGAAGAAAAUUCAGAACUUCCCAGUGAUCUCAUGUGUGUGGAACACAUAGAGUUAGUGGUGACCAGAAGUGUCGGUCGUAAGACUCAACCAUCACAGAAGAAGUUUAGUACAACUUUGAAAAACAUGAAGAGAUUCAGAAAGGUAGUGUAUUGAUGGAACAGUGGUUAAUCUAUGUGUCUUUCACUUUUGUGACAGAGGCACGAUUCCUGAAAUAUAUAGUUGUCUGAUUAUAAUUUUACCUCAGUUGUAUGUGAGAAGAGUGCUUCCAGUUUGACUUUAUCAAACAGCGCAGGUACUCAGAGUGCCCCUUCAAUAAUGGAUGAUUCUUCAUCAAAUUUUUCACAGCAAAACUACGCUGGUGAUGAGAGUGGUCUGCCAAGGAUUAUCGGUGGCCGUGAUCUUGUUGUGUUCUCCUCGAGAAGUGGAAAUGUAGAAGAUUGGAUGGUGGAGGUUCAAGCUGUAAGUACGAUGACUACUACGAUUACGUUACUAUAACAGGAAAGCGGUGAACAUCCGUAAUUUAUGCUGCUGGCUGCUUGAUUUACUGAAAGGGAGAUGUGGGCGCUUGUCAUAGAGCGAGGUACGACAGUCCAUCGAGGCACAGUUCGUCAUCACGAAGGGAGCUAUGGUAGUGUUCUAGGGACAGUCCUCGGCGGCUAGAUUCAAGGGCCAAGCUUGUGGUAGUGAUAAUCUUGAAUAGUUCCAUGAUAUAAACUUCUCGGAUUCCAUGCCUUCAGAUGUUAUUUUUGUGUAGGUUGCCAAUCUUCAAAAUGGAGUCAGCUGGCACAGCUAGCCUUAGAUAGUACUGGCUUCAUGAUUUUUAAAGUUGUUAGCCAGAACGUCCAGUUUAGAUAUUUAGCUCCACUCCUCCACAUGCUUUUUGAAAUUGGCCUGUAACCCCAGAAUUCUUAAUUCAACAACGUUUUGAAGCGCAACAUUUCGAAAAAGGAGUUGGCCCCUUAGACUAUGGAGGCUGCGUCACUCCUUGACUUCCUAAAUUCUGCAGCCAUGUUGGAUUCUAGGCUUUCUCGAAUCGUUCUAAAAGUAAGGUUGCUUUGUUCAUGUUGUUGGCUUAAAAAUAGAUAGUGUAGUUGAUACGACACACGUAAAAACGCACAAGUUGUAACAAACCUGCAACAGACUUGUAGCAAUGCUGUCCCAACAACUUGUCAACAGGAUGUGUUCGCACUGCUUGUUCCCAGCUUGUUGACAAGUUGUCAACGACUUGUUGACAACUUGCUACAAGGUUGUUGAGCUCAAUAGUCUUGUUACAAGUUGUUCCAACAACUUGUUAUCGUCCUACAAUUUAACAGUUUGUCAACAAGUUGUGAGUGACAACCUUGUAGCAACUUGAUAAAAUAACAGCAUUGUUACAACUUGUUGGCAAGCUUGCUACAUGCCUGUUGCGAGCACAUCUUGUUGACAAGUUGUGAGAUUUUUACGUGUACACAGUUGUAAUACGUAUUUUAUAUUUUAUUUUUAGAUGAAUCAACAAGACGUAGAGGAUAGAGAUGCUGAUAAUCUCUUUCGGUACGAACCUGUCAACAAACGUCGGAAUCGAAGAUGAAUGGUUUGCUCGUGUGUUCCAAAUUUUGGAACCAUUCUCUUCUUCACCUACAAUCCCGCAACGACUCUAGUUGUUGCUAGAAUAAACCAACUUGUCAGCACUUUAGUCUAUUGCAUGAAAAAUAUGAGGUGAAUCAUUUCACUAAGAGUUUACUAAGGGAGUGAUUUCAUUGUGUUAAAUGUUCCAAUAUGAAUUUUUUAAAACAUUCGAACAGACCUUUUAAUAGCUUAUAAAGUUGUUUCGUUAAUACAUGUAUUUGAAAUGAAAUUGGUAUAAAACAAUCAGUAAAAAUAAAUUCUAGUUUAUGUAGUGAAUUAUUUAGUGUUUGUAAUGUUGAGGUAAAGCGAGUUAACUAAUUCUAAAUUUACAGUGUAGUAGAUUUUUGCACAAAAUAGGUCUUCAUCUCAGUUCUUCCAGGUUAAUGAUGAAUUAUGUAAAAGGUCUGAUUCCAUCCAGUCGCUUACUUCGUGCAGUCUCCAAGUUGGCUGUUACGAUGUUGUCAAGCCUAAAUCAAACACCCUCUUAAUUAGACUAGCACUAAGAGGUAAGUAGCUGGUUAACACGAGAUAAGGGUACAUUCUGUUUUAUUUUGGCUUGUGCAAAAUUGUGAGCUUAUGACUGAUGGAAAGUGACUUGAGACUGAUAUCUGAAACCUGAUUGGAACUACCUUUGAAAUUAGUGAAAAAUUCUCUACAAAAUUCGCUGAAUUUCUGCGAUAUCGACCCUUAAAACAAUUCCUAAUCUUUACAAUCCUAAUUCACAUACUUAUCCUAAUUUUUAUCCUAAUUCUAC